This is a messenger RNA of Oncorhynchus kisutch (coho salmon), 6682 nucleotides long. RefSeq names its product ring finger protein 19A, RBR E3 ubiquitin protein ligase (gene rnf19a). Gene Ontology annotation, molecular function: zinc ion binding; ubiquitin-protein transferase activity. The record is from RefSeq and is a predicted model, not a curated record. The coding region runs from base 107 to 2611 and encodes 834 amino acids. Lineage: Eukaryota; Metazoa; Chordata; Actinopteri; Salmoniformes; Salmonidae. Gene Ontology annotation, biological process: protein ubiquitination. The transcript is spliced from 10 exons.
GCGCCUGCUCCUUAACACCCUGUCCCCCCAGCCCCUCUCACCAUCCCCCUCCCUCCCUGUGGAUGCCCCCCUGCCUGGUGGAGGAGGAGCCUCCUCUGGUGGGGAGAUGAGCCUGCAGCAGCUGAGGGGGGAUCGGGGGGGUUCUGGGUCUGAGAGGGACCUCCACUCAGCAGCCUCCUCCAUCAGCCUGCCCUCCGUCAGGAAGGCCCCCAAGAAGAGACGCCUCUCCCUGCGCUCGCUGUUCAGCCGGCGCCACCGUGGGGAUCGAGACCCCAAGAGGAAAUCACAGGACUUACAGGGUGGCGGUGUGGACGGGAUCGCCAGCGUGGAGAGCAUCCAUUCAGAGAUAUGUCAUGGAGACAAGACCUCGACGCUCUCCGCCCCCGUUGUGGCCUCUUCCUCUGAGUUCCUGGAGUGUCCUCUUUGUCUCCUCCGCCACGCCAGAGACCGUUUCCCUGACAUCAUGACCUGCCACCACCGCUCCUGUGCGGAUUGCCUGCGCCAGUACUUACGAAUAGAGAUCAGUGAGUCGCGCGUCAACAUCAGCUGUCCAGAGUGCUCUGAGCGAUUCAACCCCCACGACAUCCGCAUCAUCCUGGGAGACCAGCCCCUCAUGGAGAAGUACGAGGAGUUCAUGUUGAGACGAUGGCUGGUGGCCGACCCUGACUGCCGCUGGUGCCCCGCCCCCGACUGCGGGUAUGCAGUCAUUGCCUUUGGCUGUGCCAGCUGUCCUAAGAUCACGUGUGGGCGUGAGGGUUGUGGCACAGAGUUCUGUUACCACUGUAAACAGCUGUGGCACCCCAACCAGACGUGUGAUGCCGCCCGGCAGCAGAGAGCCCAGAGCCUGAGGCUACGCACCUUCCGUUCCUCAUCUCUCAACUACAGCCAGGAGAGUGGUGCUGCAGCUGAUGACAUCAAGCCGUGUCCGCGCUGCGCUGCUUACAUCAUCAAGAUGAACGACGGCAGCUGUAACCACAUGACCUGUGCCGUGUGCGGCUGUGAGUUCUGCUGGCUCUGCAUGAAGGAGAUCUCUGACCUGCACUACCUGAGCCCAUCAGGAUGUACCUUCUGGGGUAAGAAGCCAUGGAGCAGGAAGAAGAAGAUUCUGUGGCAGCUGGGCACGCUGGUGGGCGCACCGGUGGGCAUCGCUCUGAUCGCUGGCAUCGCCAUCCCCGCCAUGAUCAUAGGCAUCCCUGUCUACGUGGGGAGGAAGAUUCACAAUCGCUAUGAAGGAAAGGACAUCUCCAAACAUAAGAGGAACUUGGUGAUAGCAGGUGGCGUGACCUUAUCUGUCAUUGUCUCCCCCGUGGUGGCAGCAGUUACUGUUGGUAUCGGCGUGCCCAUCAUGCUGGCAUACGUCUACGGGGUGGUGCCCAUCUCUCUGUGUCGCAGCGGUGGGUGUGGCGUCUCCGCCGGUAACGGGAAAGGGGUCCGCAUCGAUUUUGAUGACGAGAAUGAGAUGAACGUCGGAAGUGCAGCGGCUGCAACUGACGCCACAUCGGUGGCAGAGACCAGACACAACCCCAGCAUCGGAGAGGGCAGUGUGGGGGGCAUGACAGGCAGUCUGAGUGCCAGCGGGAGCCACAUGGACCGGAUGGGCGCCAUGAGGGACAACCUGAGUGAGAAUGCCUCCACCAUGGCUCUGGCUGGGGCCAGCAUCACCGGAUCUCUGUCUGGCAGCGCCAUGGUCAACUGUUAUAACAGGUUGGAGGUCCAGGCUGACGUUCAGAAGGAGCAGGGUAGUCUGAGUGGGGAGUCGGCCAAUGUCAGCUUGGGGACCAUCAGUGACAACACUAGCACCAAAGCAAUGGCUGGAUCCAUUCUCAACUACAUGCCUCUGGACAGAGAGGGUAAUCUGGAGGUGGACAUGGAGGGGAAGCAGGAGAAGAAACUACAUCACCAUAGCAACAGCAGCAGCCUGGACGACGCCAGCGGCGAGGGGAGAGGGGUUGGAGUGUGUCCCUCCGGCUGCCCCCAUGAGUCUCGCUCCUCCAAAUGGGUGAAGGACCCUUCUUCCUCGGGGGGCAAGAAGAGCAAGGGCAAGCUGAGGACUAAGAAGACCAGCGGAGGAACUAAGAUCCAGGAGACCCGUGAGGACAUGGAUGCUCAGCUCCUAGAGCAGCGCAGCACCAACUCCUCAGAGUUCGACUCCCUCAGCGGCUCCCUGCCCUCCGUAGCAGACUCCCACUGCAGCCACUUAUCAGAGUUCAGCUGCUCUGAUCCGGAGACCUCCAGACCUCCUCCUCUCACCCCCUGCUGCAUUGACCUCCACCCCCAGCGCCCCCUCACCUCCCUGGGAACAGACCUGGUCACCGUCACCGCCCUGCCGGAGGUGGAGAACGACCAUCUGGAGAACUGUCCCGCUGCAUCCUCCUCCUCCUCACCUUCCUCCGCGGCCCCCGUCUACACAGAAGGAGGGGUAGGAGGAGGUAUGCUCCUCUACAUCGCCGAGGAGAGCUUAGGGCUGAUGAGGACGACGCAGGAGGAGCUGGACUCCCUCGCGGUGGAGGAGGUCCUGAAGGAGACCAAUAACAACAUGUUGGACGGAGGUGUCGUAUCCCAGCAGCCUUCCAGCCCUGUGAGGAGUGGCUGCAUUCAGACUGAGAUAUAAACUCUCCUGGCAGGCUGGCUGGCUGGCUGGCUGACUGGCUGGCUGACUCCAGGGCUACUACUACAGACUGACCUAAUGUUUAUGCCAGCUUUUUUCACAGCUAGCCUGAAAUCCACUUCUGUUUACUGAGUGGGCAAGCUCGUUUUACGGAAGAGUAGAGAGAAAGACAGGACAGCAGAGGAGGAGAGGUGUUUUAUCCAUGUCUGCUAAUAUGGAAGAUAAAAUCAUGUGAUGGUUGAGGGUAGACUGGGUGGUGAUACAUGUGGAGGAAUAAGGUAGACUGGAAUAAGGUAGACUGGAAUAAGGUAGACUGGGUGGUGAUACAGGUGGAGGAAUAAGGUAGACUGGAAUAAGGUAGACUGGGUGGUGAUACAGGUGGAGGAAUAAGGUAGACUGGGUGGUGAUACAGGUGGAGGAAUAAGGUAGACUGUGUGUUGAUACAUGUGGAGGAAUAAGGUAGACUGGGUGGUGAUACAGGUGGAGGAAUAAGGUAGACUGGAAUAGGGUAGACUGGGUGGUGAUACAGGUGGAGGAAUAAGGUAGACUGGAAUAAGGUAGACUGGGUGGUGAUACAGGUGGAGGAAUAAGGUAGACUGGAAUAAGGUAGACUGGGUGGUGAUACAGGUGGAGGAAUAAGGUAGACUGGGUGGUGAUACAGGUGGAGGAAUAAGGUAGACUGGAAUAAGGUAGACUGGGUGGUGAUACAGGUGGAGGAAUAAGGUAGACUGGGUGGUGAUACAGGUGGAGGAAUAAGGUAGACUGGAAUAAGGUAGACUGGGUGGUGAUACAGGUGGAGGAAUAAGGUAGACUGGGUGGUGAUACAUGUGGAGGAAUAAGGUAGACUGGGUGGUGAUACAUGUGGAGGAAUAAGGUAGACUGGGUGGUGAUACAUGUGGAGGAAUAAGGUAGACUGGAAUAAGGUAGACUGGGUGGCGAUACAGGUGGAGGAAUAAGGUAGACUGGGUGGUGAUACAGGUGGAGGAAUAAGGUAGACUGGGUGGUGAUACAGGUGGAGGAAUAAGGUAGACUGGGUGGUGAUACAGGUGGUGGAAUAAGGUAGACUGGGUGGUGACGCAGGUGGAAGAAUAAGGUAGUCUGGGUAGUAGUACAGGUGGUGGAAUAAGGUAGACUGGGUAGUGAUACAGGUGGAGGAAUAAGGUAGACUGGGUAGUGGUACAGGUGGAGGAAUAAGGUAGGCUGGGUAGUGAUACAGGUGGAGGAAUAAGGUAGACUGGGUGAUGCUACAGGUGGAGGGAUAAGGUAGACAGGCUAUAGGGAGGGAGAAAGCUCUCCUACUGGUUUAAGGGUUUUAUUCAUUUAGAAGAGACGUUGGCAGUCUGGAUGUGAAGUCUUGAUUAAAUCUCAUGUCCGGAGUGUUUUUGGUCGGUGGUAACAUUUAGAUGGACCAAGGCCCAUGGAAAGUUCCAGUUAAAUGUACGAGGACAGAGUACGAGGUGUAUGGCCGGUGUAUCAGUGGGGUGAUGAUGUAGCAGUGUUCUAUACUAGCCUUCACAUGGGGGACAGAUUCUCCAGAAGGCCACACGACUGUCCAUCCAGGAAGCUCCUAUGGAUCCAACUCAAAACGAACCCUGUCUCAGGUGGCAUCAUAUUCACCAUGUACUGCGUUACUAGAUGAGUAGGGUUCCAUUUGAGACACAGACUUCUAUGUCUGUGGUGAACAGCCAGCCAGCCAGCCAGUCGCAUCACACCGCAGCGUAAAGGAUUGUCAAGCUUCAGUUAUAAUAUAAACCGGUCAAAGUAAAGGUCAAACUGACCUAAGAGGGACCAGUCAAUAAGUCAUUUUUAUUUUUUCCAUAAUUCUAUAAAAAAAAAUGAAUAUUACUUUUAAGAUGUUGAUGAAUAUUGUUCUGUAGUUUUAGUAUUUUCCAUGUUGAGCCCUGUGAGGUCAGAUCCUGUGUUAGGGGAGGCCAGGCGGGGUUGGGGUGAGCAGAGGGAAGGAAGAGUCAACUAAUUUAACCCUUUGUCUUCUUAAACAACACAGAUUUUAACUGUCAGGAUUGGAUUUACAAUAUAAGUAAAUAUUCCAGAAAGAAUCAGGCCUCCGAGUUGAGCUGGCCCAUCAUCAGUAGGAGGACAACAGCGGUCGUUUGGUAUAAAGGGAGCGAUAAGAGGUUGACUCUCUUUUCAUUCUGUUAUAGAUCUACAUCACUUCUAAUUAAAAGGCUAUGGUGAUUUAAGCCUGAGUUCAUGAUCUGUGCUGUCUUCAAGUUGUAGGUCAUUAUCACCAGUUGGAGGGGACAAGCCAGGCUAACGGUGAUGCAUUCAGGUCGUUUCAAACACCUCUCCAUUGGAACCAUGCAAAUUAGGAUUUUUCUACCUAUGUUGCCUUUUUGAAAAAGCUGCUUCUGUCUGUUUGCACCUCAUCCUGUCUCUUCAAUAGAUACAGGACUGUGUCCCAUUCCCUGUGUAGUGCACUACUAUGGGCCCUGGUCACUAUAUAGGGAAUAGGGUGCCAUCUGGGACGCAACCAAAGAAAUGUAGAGAAAAGCAGAAUGUCUAAGUGUUGUUAUCGCUACAGAUCCUAUCUAACCAUCCCGUCAUCAUUGUGUUUAACAAGUCAAGAUGCUAACCAUCCCGUCAUUGUGUUUAGCAAGUCAAGAUGCUAACCAUCCCGUCAUUGUGUUUAGCAAGUCAAGAUGCUAACCAUCCCGUCAUUGUGUUUAGCAAGUCAAGAUGCUAACCAUCCCGUCAUCAAUGUGUUUAACAAGUCAAGAGAUGCUAACCAUCCCGUCAUUGUGUUUAACAAGUCUAGAUGCUAAUGGACACACCAAUCUGGUAACCACCUAGCCUACCAAAGACAGAACAGGCUACUGUGGUUGAACCCUCACUCCUGAGGACCCCUGAUGAGGGGUGUAGUGUUGCUCUGCAGAGCAGACCGAGGCGGUGUCCAAUGGAGCCCUAUUCCCUAUAUAGUGUAGCAUUUAAGACAAACCUUCUGCCAAGCGGUCCAUGAUCUGAUUUAAUGAGUAACAUUCACCUAUAGCUUAGUGUUUAUUUGAAGGAUUAGGGGGGGAAACGCUUCAGCUGUACAGUUCCCUUCCACUUCUUCACUGUAACAAAGGUCUUGUCUUGGCUACAGUCAACACUGUGACAAGUCUUGGCUACAGUCAACACUGUGACAACAGUCUUGGCUACAGUCAACACUGUGACAACAGUCUUGGCUACAGUCAACACUGUGACAACAGUCUUGGCUACAGUCAACACUGUGACAACAGUCUUGGCUACAGUCAACACUGUGACAACAGUCUUGGCUACAGUCAACACUGUGACAACAGUCUUGGCUACAGUCAACACUGUGACAACAGUCUUGGCUAUGGUUUCAUCAAGAAUGAGACGUCUUCGGGGGGGGGGGGGGGUAUUUUUUGGCGUGUUAGUACAUGUUCAAACGAAACGAUUCAUCUUUGAACACGGAAAGCGUUAGGAUUGAGGCUAUGUUCAUGUACCUGUGAUUCUCAGAGUGCAUGGAUGUGUGCUCUAAACCAGGGAUAUUCAACUCUUACCCUACGAGGUCUGUAGCCUGCUGGUUUCCUGUUCUAUCUGAUAAUGAAUUGCACCCAUCUGGUGUCCCAGGUCUAAAUCAGGCCCUGACUAGAGGGGAACUGGUUUAGGGGGGGGCUGGCUUGUCAGUCCAGAGUUAAAUUCUCUAAACCUAAAGGUUGACCCUAAACUGUUCAUUUAUCUACUGUUGUGGUGCUGUGCAACUAUCAGUCUGGAUUGAUAAUAUGAUUCUGUAUGAUACUUUGAAGACUAGUGCCAGGCCUCAUAUAGAGAGGAGUUUAUGCUAUUUCUAGUGCUAGAGGCAUCACUUCAGACCCUGGUUCAGCGGUCUAAGGCACUGCAUCUCAGUGCUAGAGGCGUCACUACAGUCCCUGGUUCAAUUCCAGGCUGUAUCACAACCGCCUGUGAUUGGGAGUCCCAUAGGGCGGCGCACAAUUGGCCCAGCGUUGUCCAGGCUAGGGUUUGGCCAGGGUGGGCUGUCAUUGUAAAUAAGAAUUUGUUCAUAACUGACUUGCCUAAUUAAAUAAAAACUGUACACUUAUGUUACAAUUA